Messenger RNA from Echinococcus granulosus, 1554 nucleotides. RefSeq names its product Innexin unc-9. The record is from RefSeq and is a predicted model, not a curated record. Gene Ontology annotation, molecular function: gap junction channel activity. The transcript is spliced from 3 exons. Bases 1 to 1554 code for a protein of 517 amino acids. Gene Ontology annotation, cellular component: plasma membrane; gap junction. Lineage: Eukaryota; Metazoa; Platyhelminthes; Cestoda; Cyclophyllidea; Taeniidae.
AUGGUGGCAACAGAGUUCCUGGGCUAUAUUCAGUCAUUUUCUGCAACCACAUACAUUGGAGUUGAAGAUUUGGCAGACCGGGCCAAUUUCCAGUGGAACGUUAUUGUUCUCUUGAUCAGCAUGAUUUUAGUAACAGUUCGACAGUAUUUUAUGGCUCCACUGGUUUGCUACCUUCCAACUACAGUAAGUGGUGGGAAUGCGGAAUCAUAUGUUACGAAUCUCUGCUGGGUGGAAGGCACCUUCCCUAUCAAUCUCACCUCAGGUGUUGUUCCCCACGAUAUCAAGGAGUGGAGUUCCACAAACCCUAGAAUCAUGAAUUAUUACCAAUGGGUUCCGUUGGUUCUUGGUCUCCAAGCCAUCAUCUACUACGUUCCGAGGAUAAUUUGGAGCAUAUUUACCUACAACAAAACAGGGACAGAUCUUCAGAGUCUUAUCAGAACAGCCGACAGUGCCGCAAAGGAUGAUGGGGAAAAACGCGAGAAAGCAGUACGCCAUAUGGCGAAAAGUCUGGAACUACUCCUAUUCAAUCGUCGUGAAUAUCACUAUCGUCGGGACGGACGCUUGGCUAGGGUGCUGCAAUUUCUCCCCGGAAAAAGGCAUGGCAAUAACCUCAUCUACUACUACAUCUUUAUCAAGAUUCUCUACGUUGCUAUUGGGAUCGCACAACUCUAUCUCAUGUACACAUUCCUUCGUUUUGAUAAGAGGGAGGGGUACCUCUUCUUUGGCUGGAAAAUCUUGGACGAUAUUCGUAGAGGGAGGCCAUGGACGGAGACACAGGUAUUUCCACGUAUCGGCGCCUGUCGACACACACUUCAGCACGUAGCUGCUGGCAACAAUCUGUUCGCUCAAUGCGUUCUGCCUAUUAACAUGCUGAACGAGAAGAUAUACAUUUUUCUCUACUUCUUUUUGGCUGGUGUUCUGCUUUUUACUGUCGUUAGCAUUCCUCUUUGGGUCUUUAGGAUUUCAAAGUACCGGCAGAGACAUUUUGUUAAACGUUUUCUGAAAAUGGCGGAUGUUUACAAUAGAGAUGACCAGCAAUUAAAGGACUUGAUAGACCGCUUUAUCAACGAGUUUCUGAGACAAGAUGGACAUUUCCUACUGAGAAUGUUAUCUAUGAACGCGGGCGACCUAAUCACUGUAGAAAUUGUCUGCUGUCUCUUUGGCAAUUACAGAAAGCAGUUUUUCGGGAAGGAUUUCCGUGGCCAAAAGAAGGAAAAAGCCAACGAGUAUGGUGAUCCGCAAAAAAGCGGAAACAUCCCGAAGAGUGGCCCCUAUUCAAGCAGUCCCACUAGUGAGGGUGACUUCAUGAGUAUGAAGCUGCAGCCUGGCGGUUAUGCCUCGUCAAAACAUCGUCCACUACCCACAGCACCACCGGAAGACUCGCCGCCAUACCCACAAGAUGAGGAGGAACUCCAGAAGGCGUCCGUGACCUCGCCUUAUCCUAAGUUGCCCGAUAAUCUUCCUGAUAUUAACAAAAGAUUAACCCCUAUAGUGAUGGCGGGCAAGGUCUGGGUGGGUCCACAGUUAGAGGUUCGGUUCUGGGGUCAUAUCUAA